CCAUCCUAGGAAACGCAAAUUUGCUUCCGGUCUACGCCGGGUGUAAAUGAAAGCACUUUGUCAGGUACUGUGUUGAUAUCUUCCAGCCGCUGCAUCUCCAACUUGAACUUUAAUUACUGUUUGACUGCAGAGUUGAACAAGUCAGUGAAAUGUCUUCAGCACAGACAUUUUUAGACCCAAACCAACACAAGCGUGUAUCUGUUAAGUCCAACCCUGGAUUCCUGGAACGGUUAGGGGAAACUGCAGGAGGAACAGUUGUUGGUGUCGGACUGUUUUUCCUCUCAAUCUAUGUUCUUUUUACCAAUGAAGGACGGGCUCUGCGAACAGCAUCUUCCCUGGAUGAGGGUCUUUCUCAGGUUGUGUCGUUGGGGCCGUUCUCUAGCCUCGACCUGCAGAACAACUACCGUUUAGUUCAUCUGUCUGCACGGCUGCGCACCUCACAGCCCCUCCAUGACCCAAAUUACAGAGUGGUGGUGCAGGCAGUGAAGCUGAAGAGGCAGGUGGAAAUGUAUCAGUGGGUGGAGUACCGGGAGAGCAAGGACUACCAAGAGGACGGUGAGACCAAAACUGAGACGACGUACACCUACAACACUGAGUGGAAAUCAGAGCUGGUCAACAGUCGUCAUUUUGACUUGGAAAUGGGACACCAGAACCCAAGUGCCAUGGCGGUUGAGAGUGUGACAGUCGUGGCUCCUGAAGUCGGAGUUGGACCUUUCAGUCUGUCUAAAGGCCUGGUGGAGCAGAUAAAUAAUUUCCAGACGCUGCGUCUCAGGGAUUUUUCAUUCGACCCUUUUCUCAGCAUCGAUGACGAUUAUUUCUAUCACACUCAAAACCCACGCAGGCCAGAGGUUGGGGAUGUGCGCGUGAGAUUCUCCUUCGCUGGACUGAGCGGCGAGACGUCUAACCUCGGCCCGGCUCAAACUGUCAGUAUUGUGGCCAUGCAGAGAGGGGAGCAGCUGAUGCCUUUUAAAACCAAGUCAGGAGACACUCUGGAGAUCCUGUACCUGGAGGAGCUCUCUGCAGAGGAGGUUUUUGCGAAAGAACUCCAGUACAACAGUAUGAAGACAUGGGCACUCAGGGCUGCUGGCUGGGCCCUCAUGUGCCUUAGUAUUCAGCUGACCAUGCGCAUCAUCUACACACUGGUGGAUUGGGUUCCUAUUCUCAGGGAGCUCGUGUCCGUGGGGCUGAAGAUCUUCGCCCUGUGUGUCUCCUGCUCUCUGUCCCUUCUCACCAUCGGAGCAGGUUGGCUUUUUUACCGACCAUUAGUGGCUGCUGCUCUGGGAGCUCUAGCUCUGCUUCCGGUGUUUCUCGCCCGCUCAGGACUUCCGGCCAAGAAGAACGAAUGACAAAUAAACUGAUGAUUUUCACAACAAUUGCUGAUGCCCGGCUGUAGCUAUUCAUCAGAGGAACAAGACUGUGUUGUGCAGCUGUUUUUUUUUUCCACAGCAGGGUUACAAGCCACAUAAGACUUGCGUUAUUCGGGUAAAACGGACAUUCUAUGGUGAUAAGGGGGGAUUCAAGGGGCUUGAACAUAAUAUUUUUUUAGUUACAGUGGGCAUCAUUUUAUCACCCUGGAGAUAUGUUUAUGAUUCAAAAGAAAUCCCACGUCAACCACUGCUGGUGUCGUUGCUUUCAGACCGCAAAUGUUAUCAGAUGUGGCCUUUCAAAAGUCUAUCCACACAUGAAAACCCUCACUCCAUCAUCUUGAUAUUCUGUUGCUUGCAAUGAGCAACAUAAGAUUACUGUAGUUUCAUUUUGACUAUAAAUGUAAUUCGUCAAAGAGUUGUUCCUCCCUCCACAAAACUUACUUAUUUGCCAGUUUAUUAGGUACACCUAGCUAAAGCAGUCUAAUACAACUGCCCUACAGUAAAUUCUACCUUCAUGAAGGUUAUAAUGUUCAGUUUUUGUUCAUUGUUUUAGUGAGUUGUUGAUUUAACUUUACGGUCAUUUUAGAUGGCUGUCGUUUGAGGUGCUGUUGAAUUGCACUGAGAGGUACUUAUAAGGUCUGCACUCAUCGAUGUACAUUGGGUGGAAAUAUUUGUUUGAACAAAAACUAACGUUUUACCCUUCAUGGGGCAGGAUUUAUUGCAGGGGUGUUUAUUAGACUGCAUUAGUUUUAGCUAGGUGUGCCUAAUAUAAACUGGCGAGUGUGUUCCUAAUGUAAAACACAAGUCAUUUUGAUAUAUCAUAUUUUCUCAUUAUCUGCAACACUUGUUGCAUUUUCAAAAUUUAACAUUUCUCAUAUCAUCAGGGAUUUCUUCAUGAAUUACAAACUGAGUGACUUGAAGUGAUGUGUAAACAUUUUUAAUUUUCUUUUUCUUUUGGAAAAUGAUGAAUGUCAUUGCUUUGUUUAGACUAAAAGACCAAUCUUUGUAAAAUACCAAAGAACAGAAUCUGCAAUUUUAUUGUAUUGUUUGUAUGCAUGUAUGUUAAAUAAAGCACUUAUGUUUAA
Molecule: messenger RNA, 2452 nt
Organism: Perca flavescens (yellow perch)
Lineage: Eukaryota; Metazoa; Chordata; Actinopteri; Perciformes; Percidae
Gene: tmem43
Product: transmembrane protein 43
Exons: 12
Coding region: 150-1346 (398 amino acids)
Biological process (GO): lipid metabolic process; nuclear membrane organization
Cellular component (GO): nuclear inner membrane
Source: RefSeq, a predicted model, not a curated record